GUUGAACCGGCCCAUACUGAGAAAGUCAGGUAGAUGCUGACUGACGCAAGCAUCUAUCGAUCAAUCGAUUAGGACUCCAUUUCAAAACUGGUAGGCCAAACCAAAAAAAGUAUUCAGGGAACUAGAAGCAACAGACUAGAUGACCGGCCGAAAACGAUGAAAAACGAAAGAAGGGAACAGCAACAUCGCAAAAUUCUGUUAAUUGUUGAAAACAGACAGCGCGAGAACUCCACUUCCACUAGUCGUCUCACUUCAAGAAAAUUCAACUCACAAGUUAGUAAAAAACAGUGGAGGGGAUUAAUGCACUUGACCACUGGAUCAGAACACGAAUGACAUACAUAAUAUCAGGAUAGAGGAAGAGGUAAUCACGUCCUCGUAUGGCGUUUCGACUCUAUCCAUGUCAAUUAACCGCCCCAUUGCUAGAAAAACCGCAAAGGAGUUAGUGAACAGGGAAUGUGAAACCCGAAAGAGCAUGCAAAUCCUUGGAUGACUGUGUGGCUUCAAAUGGCAGGCGUAUCACCCAACGAGGGGAACACCAAUGGGAUUGCCGGAGUAGUAUUACAGAAACUGGAACACAGCGUACAAACCUCUAAUCAAUCUCGAAAUCUGGAUGCGCUGUAUGAAUGAUACUUCGAUUAUUAUGAAACAUGCAGAAUGUAGAGUGUACACCAUUUGCUCAUUACACUGAAAACAUCGAGUUUACCAUAGAAAACUUGAGGAGAAAAGCCAACUUUUUCUCGUUGACGUAAUCUUCUGUAGGAUUACAGUACUCUUCAUACACUCGUUUAUCAUAGGGAAAUUCACGGAAUGUAAGCACAGUUACCAGAAUCACAAGGAAAAUGCAAGCAAGAAGGCGGAGACAACAGCUAUCCGACCGCAGCACAGUCUUCAACAACACUGACAACAGCAGACGUGUCAUCCAACUUACAUCAGAAAAGUAACUGAACUCACAACAAGGUUGCAGGUUAGAAGACCGAGGAGGAAUACCGAUGAUAACGCAAGAAAGGGUGCAGUGCGUGAACUGUUCCAAAUACUGUCCUGGACGAACUAGUCGAAAACCGUCUAUGGGGAGGAUAUGCAACUACUACACAUGACCUCUUCGCUGUCCAUGAUCUCCGUACAGGAUGAUCAAGACGGGAAUGAAUUUAUUCCGUAAAGCUUAAGGGCUUUGGUGCGCUGAAUUACGAGACUGACGGGCGUCCUCCCGGAUGUAAGAUGUUUCGUUGCAAGCUCAGUCAUUCGUUAUGUAGGAACCGAACAAAUCCACAUAGCACUACACACAAAGUAUCUCCAUUUGACUGGAUUCGAAUUCCGGUCAGCAGACAACUACGAAACCGGUAGGAAAAAGAAGAUCGGGCGGGUCGGUGUGUAGACGUACCGGCAACGCACUGCGUACUGAUGAUGUCAGCUUUAUUGGUGACCGAACCAAUCACAUUCAAAUGCUCAGCUAACAGAACAAUAGUCACACACCCAUUUGCACACCAAUUCGGGUUUGACGGAAGACUCAGUUGGAACCCAGCCGAACCUCUGGCUUAUUUUGAAGCUAUGGAUAACAGUUACCAAAAGCAGUCAGUCACGUGGUUGGAUGUACUUUAGUUUGAAGGUAGUUUUGCUGUAACGAAAACGCUUGCACUAUUAACGGGGAUUUUGAACCGCACACGCCAGGUACACAUCAUCUACGUUGUGGUUGCAGCCAGUGGAUACAGCCACACCUUUAUUUACUGGUCAGGUUUUUGAUUAUGCAAGGAAAAAAACAACUCGAUCAACAACUGACCUUUUGAUCUGACUUCAUCGUUCCAGGCUGUUACCAAACGAAACUGACCUGACAAAAUCAGCAUCACCAUUUCUUGAUCCACCUUACGCAUCUCUUACGCACUGCCUGUGAACAGAAAAAAGCUGGCGUUCCAAAUGGACCCAAAGAGCGAAGAGAGAGGGCAAGAAAGCGAUGUCUUGAAAUCAGAAGAAAACCAGCAGAUUGGUGCUCAUUCCCAAACAAACUCUUCAACUUUGGCUGAAACCGAGGUGAAAGAAGAAAGUACGCGCAUCACAUUUACGUCUGCUUAUCCUCCAAACUUGAUCCACGAAGAAAAAUUCCAAUGGAUUGACUUUGACAACCCUCUACUACGUAGAGAUUGUCCACUGCCACUGUAUCCCCAGGUGAACAUGAUUGGUGCCCCCGUACACAAGGGACAACCAAAGAAUGGGACUCAGUAUGGGCCAAGCCUCAUUAGAAAUUCGGAUAUUGUCGAAUUUCUCAAAACCAUUGGUGUGAGCUUAGUGGAUCAUGGUGACGUCGCAAUCCAAAAUGAUGACCGCGUGGAACCAAAGGUCUUCAAUAUGGUCAACUGUUACAGUUUCAUUGAGACAACAUGCACCAUUGCAAAGCGCGUAGAGGAGCUACUGAAGGAAUCCAACUCAGGUAUCAACGGAAAGCAUCAGCGGGCUUCUCCUCUGCUCGUAGUCGGAGGGGAUCAUAGUAUUGCGACAGGCACGAUCCUGGGACACAAACGGGUGAAACCAGAUGCAUGUGUAAUCUGGAUAGACGCGCAUGCGGAUCUCAACACACCCCUGACAUCAUCUUCGGGGAACAUGCACGGGAUGCCUGUUGCCUUUUUGAUGGAGGAACUGCAAGAGGAAGUUCCUUACAUGAAAGAGAUGGAUCCAAUCGAACCAUGUCUGAAGGCCAGAGAAAUUGCGUAUAUUGCACUUCGGGAUUUGGAUCCGCACGAGGUAUAUGACUUACGAAAGAACAACAUUACUCAUUUUACAAUGGUCGAUAUUGACCGAAUGGGCAUCGAAUGGGUUAUCAACAAAGCCAUUGAAUCUGUCAAUCCUCGGCUAGAAAAACCCAUUCACCUAAGCUUCGACAUUGACGCAAUGGACCCAACGCUUGCACCAAGCACAGGCACCACAGUACCUGGGGGCUUAACAAUCCGUGAAGGAUUGAGAAUUUGCGAAAUGGUUCAUUCCACCGGAAAGCUAUCCGUCAUGGAUUUGGCUGAGUUGAAUCCAAAGAUUGGGUCCCAGGCCGAUGUGGACCGCACGAAGCACACAGCCCUCACACUACUCAAAGCCUGCUUCGGUUAUCGACGGAGUGGCCACUUGCCGUUCAAAGUGCAUUCUCUAUCUGACCAUGGAAUUGUGAGUCGAGCAGACCAACAAGCAUCCUGUCAAACGCGAUGUAUUUAGUUAACUUAGCUAUACUUUUGUUUGCAUUCAUCCCAACGACCGACAUUAAUUUUUAUUCCACGGUCAUACCGAUUCAUUUGUUUAUUUCUUAUUGCCUAUAGUAAAGAUGAAAAUGCA
This is a messenger RNA of Opisthorchis viverrini, 3306 nucleotides long. RefSeq lists its product as hypothetical. Gene Ontology annotation, molecular function: arginase activity; manganese ion binding. NCBI's taxonomy places the organism in Eukaryota, Metazoa, Platyhelminthes, Trematoda, Opisthorchiida, Opisthorchiidae. The transcript has 8 exons. Bases 1909 to 3189 code for a protein of 426 amino acids. The record is from RefSeq and is a predicted model, not a curated record. Gene Ontology annotation, cellular component: cytosol; cytoplasm; nucleus.